UAAAUAUAUUUUUAUUCCCUGCUGCUCUCCUCUUCUCUCUCUCUCCAACUCCAAAGAGUAAAGAACCCCUAAAACUCAACAAAAAAAAAAAAAAAAAAAGGAUCCAAAAUUCACAUCACACACUUCUUCUUACUUCUUCUUACUUCUUCUCACUUCUCACCCCUAAUUCAUUCAGAUUCUUCAGAUCUCUCUCUCUCUCAUACACUCUCCUCAAUUUCUUAUUCCAAUUUUCAGUUCUCUACACAACACAAAUUAACCAACGAAUCUCCCAAAUCUCAUUCUCCCAUGGCUACUUUGCAUAAAUUCAAACUCUUAGCCUCUCAAUGUGCCGUCGCUGGUAGCCCUACUCGAAGCCCCAACGCUAGUCCCCUCAUUCAUCUCCGUCGUCGCCGCCGUAAAACCCUAAGAAUGCUCCUUAAUCGCACCGAUCGCCGCCGAUUUCCUUUCCAAGAUAACUCCGCCGAUUCCCAAGAUCUCGACGACGACGACGACGACGAUAACCACAAUUUGAUUCCGGAGAAAAACGAGAAGGAGGUUCGAGCCAGACGAAAACUCAAGGAUUUGUUCGUCUCGUCGCCGCCGCCGCUUGAGGAUAGGCUCUCCGAUAGGAGAAUCGAAGAACAGGAGGGAUUCGUAACGUCGGCCAACACUAACGCCGCUGGAAUCGGUUCGCCAUCUACCACUCGCCGCUCUCUUAGACCUGUAUCGGCGACAUUCCGGUACAGAUUUCUCCGGCGAGCUUGGCGGCCGGUGCUCGUUGCCAUUCCCGAGUAGAAGAUGCUCCUCUCCGGUAAAAUCUGUACGAAGAAAUUCCAUAAUUUUUGCCUUAAUUAUUAUUAUUAUUAAUUUUUUUUUUAAUAAUUUUCAUAACAUUUUUUCCCUAAUAAAUUCCGACGAGUCGUCUAGCCGUGGGGAGGAGAAAGAAAGUGACCAAUGUAAAUACAAAAAAAAAAAAAAAAAAAAAAAAAAUUAUAAAUUACUAAUGUUAAUUAUUAUUAAAACCAAAAAAAAAAAAAAAAAAGAGUUAUUAUUAUUUAUUAUUACUAAAAAAAAGUAAUUAAAAA
Messenger RNA from Cucumis melo (muskmelon), 1064 nucleotides. RefSeq lists its product as uncharacterized. The record is from RefSeq and is a predicted model, not a curated record. The coding region runs from base 286 to 774 and encodes 162 amino acids. The transcript has a single exon. Lineage: Eukaryota; Viridiplantae; Streptophyta; Magnoliopsida; Cucurbitales; Cucurbitaceae.